Molecule: messenger RNA, 361 nt
Organism: Staurois parvus
Lineage: Eukaryota; Metazoa; Chordata; Amphibia; Anura; Ranidae
Source: the annotation of a GenBank genome assembly
GGGCACAGGUGGGCGGAACUGGUGGGUGGCACUGCUGGGCACCGAUCAUCAGGGCACUGAUCAUCAGUGCCCUGCUGAUUGGUGCCGAUCCCUGCUCUGACAACUGCCGGUUCUCGGCAGUACUUUCCUCAUGCUCUGACAGCGUGAGGACAGUGCAGCCGAGAACCGGCAAUUGCAUUUCCCGGUGAUCAGCGUGUCAUUGGACAUGGCUGAUCACGUGGCACUGAUUAUCAGUUCCCAUUGGUGCUGCCAGUCAGUGCCCAUUGGUGCUGCCAAUCUCUGUCCAUUGGUGCUGCCAUUCAGUGCCCAUCAGUGCUGCCUAUUAGUGUCCUUCAGUGCUGCCUAUCAGUGCCCAUCAUUG